Messenger RNA from Nymphaea colorata (pocket water lily), 1347 nucleotides. Its product is annotated as elicitor-responsive protein 3-like. The record is from RefSeq and is a predicted model, not a curated record. The transcript is spliced from 7 exons. NCBI's taxonomy places the organism in Eukaryota, Viridiplantae, Streptophyta, Magnoliopsida, Nymphaeales, Nymphaeaceae. The coding region runs from base 416 to 1108 and encodes 230 amino acids.
CUUUGCCAGUAAAACAAAACUAAUCUACUGCAGAAAAACAAGGAUUCCACGGAUCUCGAGUUCACAUUUCUUAGAGAGGGAAGCUCUGACUUGAUCCAAGUCGUUUUGGCAAUUUAUUAUUCCAAUCAAAGCGCUUACCCCAGAGAGUGGGGCAGGCAAUUCUACCUAUUUAUAGUGCCAAUAUCGAUUCAAUUCGUGAGUUGUAAUUGAAAGAGCGGGGAAAGAAAUUGCUUUCUUCGCAAUAAGAACUUGAGAGUUUCUCUUCAAUUUCUUAGGGAAGGUUUCAGAGAAGAGGAGAAUCCUCACAGAAACUUAUUGAUAGAUUCUUCCAUAGAAAAGCAGCCAUAUCCGUCUCUCGCGCUUGAAUCCUUCUAUUCUCCGUACCCAUUUUGCAGACUUGCAGAUCGCUCUCCCCAUGUCGAUCUGCGGCAUCCAAGGCCAGGUGCUGGAAGUAACAGUUGUUGGAUGCACCAAAUUGAGGGAUACAGAGUGGAUAUCCAGGCAAGACCCCUACGUCUGCCUCGAAUACGGAAGCAGCAAGUUCAGAACCAGAACAUGUACAGAUGGAGGCAAGAACCCCAGCUUCCAGGAGAAGUUCAUCUUCACCCUCAUCGAGGGUCUCCGGGAAGUCACCGUCCAAGUCUGGAACAGCAACACGUUAACCAUGGACGAUCAUAUUGGUAGCGGAAGGAUUCUGUUGCAGAAGGUCCUCAAUGAAGGAUACGAUGGUUCGUCGUGGCCUAUCCAGAGCAGAAAUGGAAGGUAUGCAGGGGAAGUAAGCCUGAUACUGCACUAUCCGAACCUAAAUAAGCAUCAGAAGAACCAGACAAUGUACGUGCCGUCGUAUGCGCCAUUAGCACCACCGCAAUCACAGGGCGCUUAUCCUUACACUCAGCCACCGCCGAGCGGCUAUCCUCCUAUUUCUAGCUACGUAAGCCAAACUCCACCUGUAUAUCCGCCGGUCUAUCCUCCACCACCGGCCCCAGUGCCAAGCUAUGCUCCUGCAUAUCCUUCCCAGCCUGCUGUCUAUCCGCCGCCACCAUAUCCCCCAACAACAUACCCGCCGGCUCCAUAUCCAGGGUACCCUGGAACUUACCCUCCAUACUGAUGUUUCAAAUGGGAAUGAAGGUGCAGCUUAUGAUUUGGAGUUGGAAGUAUUCCAGCGAGGACUCUGCAGAUUUUUUAUUGUGAAAUCUGAUUGUUAUAAUUUACAAUGUUGUGAAGACGAUCGAUCAAGUGCAUAUUUUGGAAUUUGUAAUAUGCAAUGGCAUUGCUCGUUAAGGUUGUGUUUCUUUUCAUCAAGAAUUUUCAGAAGUGGACCGCAAUCAGUCUGAAAUAAAAGAAUGA